AGCCAGUAGUUCUCACACCGGCGCGAGGCUCGCACGCCCCGCACGACCACGCGUUACAAUAAACAGUGAAAGUCGCACGCGCAGUUUACGCUACGAAUUCGUGAGCUCGACAUCUUCUAGUUAUUUUGUUUGCGCCAGUGCAACGGGGGAAAGGAGGUCGUUGCGCGUUCGCGACCCUAUCAGAUACGUCAUACAAGGAAAAUAACGCAUAUAAUCAAAAAUGUGAAAUGGUCGUCGUUUUAAACAACAUCCAUGUCAAUGGAAUCAGUGAAAUAAACGGUACUGUGGUAUUUUGCUACUGAGUGCGACAGUGACAGUGAGUGACCAUGAGCGGGAGUGAGCCAACGUUAACUGAAUCGCCGGUCCCUCUGGCGCUGGCGCGUCUGCAGGGCCGGCCGGGCCGCAUGCGGGUCCACCGCCCCAGUCUCCCACUCGCGAGCCUGCAGGAGGCGAUCGACGAAACCCCCCGACGCUGCAAUGAAGAGCUCCCCGCUCCCGACACGGACGACGAGGAAACCUUCGCCGAUCCCGUGGUCAGCAAGCCGUCUCCGUCCGCUUCCAACGGGCGAAGGGCGUCGGACGCCACGUUCGCCGAGCGAUACAGAAAGCUGACGGAGUUCGACGGGCCGCCGCCCGACAUGCCUCGGCGAGCCUCUCUGGCCGUACCCGUCGGAGCGGACGGCUUCGGACCUAGCGACAAAGGCCGCAGGCGCUCCUGGGCGGCUCGACUCCAGCUCGAGCGCAAAAAGAGACGAAAGUCCGGCGGCAACGACACCGACGAUGAAUGCGACCCGCCGGCGUAUAUACGUCAGAAGCGACCUUCUUGGUGGAAUGUUUUCAUGCCAGAUAACAUGCUGAAAAACAGGUCUAGGCGAGCCUCGCAGCAGCUGUCCCGGAGUGCCGAAAGCAUUGACCAGUCCUACAAAAGGUCGAAGAGCCGUUCCGUGGACCAUGGCUUCGCCGCCCCAUUCGACUUGGACACACUGCGCUCCAAAGUGGAAGGGAGGUUCGACGCUGUGCAUAGAGAUGAAGAUGAACAGAACAAAAGGCUACCUCCACCGACACCCAUCAAAACUAUGACAUACACAGUCCGAGACCGUGACACGCUGACGUCGUUGGCGGCACGCUUUGACACCACGCCCUCCGAGCUGACGAAGCUGAAUCGCCUCGCCACACAGUUCAUCUUCCCCGGGCAGACGCUGCUUGUGCCGGACAAGAGGAAAGAUGGCGAUAAGGACUCGGAUGGCCCGUCUGAGAGCGGCGAUAACACGUCGGAGUCUACGCAGGGUGCACCCAGUGAGCCGGCGCAGGAAAAAGAGAUCCUCGACAACCUGCGUCCCGUGUCCCCGGACGCGCCGACCAGCAGCAGCGCCCCGCAGAGGUUCCUCAAGAUCAACGUGCGACACAUCACAGAUGGACAGGGCGUUGUGUCCGGUGUUUUGCUAGUGACCCCAAACGCGGUCAUGUUCGACCCGAACGUGUCCGACACGCUUGUGAUGGAGCACGGGCCCGAGUCGUACGGCGUUAUCGCGCCCAUGGAGUACGUCGUCAACUCCGCCAUAUUCUACGACAUCGCGCACAUGCGGACACACGGCCCCGACCACAACGCGCACAAAGCCGAGCAAGCUGAAAUCUAUUACAUGAAUAAAUCUGAGCAUUCGCCCGGCAAGGAUUCCCUUCUAGUCAAAGACGAAACAUUCCCCGAGCUGCAGGCAGCGGGGGAAGCCCCCGGCGCGGAGGGAGCCGAAGACAGGCCUUCGUCCCUCGACACGGAGGAGCGGGGCGGCGCUGCGUUCCCUAAGGCCUUCGAUCGCGACCUGGUCACUCCUACCCCUAUCCACCAGCAAACAACAGAGGAGAGGCGGAAAUCUCUACUCGACCAUCACUGGGCGAUCCCGAGCAAGGAUAGAAUGUCUAUUGAUCAAGGAAGUGAGGUGUCCUCGAGCGCUGACCACGGCAAAGAAGAAAGUCUCGAAACAUCGGUCGCGGAGGGGUCGGUGGAGGAGCGCGCGGGUAGUGCGGAGGGCGAGGGGGACGCGGAGGGCGAGGCGGAGGGCGAGGAGCGCGGGGAGCGGGGCGACGCGGCACACCUGGUGAAACUCUCCUACCAUGACUCGGGGAUCGACAUCCGUGACCCGCUACUGCAUGUCACGCCUACCAACGCCAAAAAGGUAUACAGUGACGCGGACAUAGUGCUGUCAGCGGACUGGGUCCCUCCGGUGUGCUUGCCGCGCACCGAGCCGCCGCUCUCGGCGCCGCCGCUCGGCGAGAACGACCGGGUGACGCGCAAGCCCGCGGCCGUGUCAUUCUCACUCGAUGGCAACCAGAAGGAAGACCCUGGGAAACCUGAUAAGAAGAAUAAGAUGCUAAAACGCCUGUCCUACCCGCUGUCCUGGGUGGAGGGUUUGACCGGGGAAGGCGCUCCGACCACGCAGGCCGACUCGCUGCCCACCUCCGCCGAUAGCCACAACUCCACUUCCGUAUUCUCCAAAGUAUUUAACAGCUCACCAAUGAACUUAGUGGAGUUUGGUACUGGUUUGUUCCUGAGUAAAACGCCUUCAGAGGAGACGCCCCAUGAAGUCCUCUCUGGGCGGAGCUCCCUUGGCGGAUUCGGUCGUUCUCAACCCAAAGUAGCCGGUGCAGCGCAGCCCAGGCUCGACUAUCGCAGUAUGGUGUCAGUGGACGACAUGCCCGAUCUGUUCGCCUCUUUCGAUAAAUUAAUACCGCGUCCGGCGCGACCGAGUGACGACCCACCGCUGUACCUGCGGCUGCGUAUGGGCAAGCCGGCCGGCCGCCCGCUGCCGCGCUCCACGCCGCUGAUGUCCUACGGCCGCAAACGCAUGAAGCCCGAGUACUGGUUCGGCAUCCCUAGAAAUAGGGUGGACGAUCUGUUCAAGUUCCUGACGCACUGGGUGCCGGAGCGGUACGGGCCGCUGCGCGACGUGACCGCGCACGGCUACGAGCUCAUCGACAGCGACACCGAGUGGGACGACGACGACUCCAAACCCGGACAGAAGGAACGUUCCGGAAGCACAGGAGAUGUAUCAGAUAUCACAAGGGAGUCUUGGGAGCUGCUGAAGGCGCCGUACGUCAAGGUAUAUUCUAUAAUGAAGAGCCAGGCCGAAGCCCUGGGCGACUCCCUCGGCGAGGAACCGCAACCAGAGGUGCUGUCUAUGAGCGAUGAGCUGCGACGCGCGCUUUACUCGUCGGGCGCGUCCGUCGACAUGGAGUUCUCGCCGCCCGACCUCAUCGGCACCUCGGAAAUAUUCACCAUGGAACAUCGAGAGAAGCUAUGCACCGUGCUGCCGGCGCGCGCGCAGGGCUACAUGUGGUCGCUGGCCUUCAGCACGAGCCAGCACGGCUUCUCGCUCGCCUCCAUGUACCGCAAGAUGCAGCGCGUCGACAGCCCCGUGCUGCUCGUCAUACAGGACACUGACAACAAUGUGUUCGGAGCACUGACGUCGUGCGCGCUGCGGCCGUCGGAGCACUUCUACGGCACGGGCGAGUCGCUGCUGUUCUCGUUCCAGCGCGUGGAGGACGCGCGGCGCGGCUCGCAGGCGGCGACCGAAGACGCCAACCACAAGGACGAGAAGGAAGAGAAGAAAGACGAUAACGAAGAACAAGCAGUAGCGUUCAAGACCAAAUUCAAGUAUUGGGGCUGGACCGGAGACAACAUGUAUUUCAUACGAGGGAGCAAUGACAACAUCUCCAUCGGCGCUGGAGACGGCAAGUUCGGGCUGUGGCUGGACGGCGACCUGUACCUCGGCCGCACGCAGCGCUGCACCACGUACGGCAACGAGCCGCUCACCACGCGCGAGGACUUCAUCGUCAAGAUCAUGGAGUGCUGGACCUUCAUAUGAGCCGGCGGGGGCUUCGCACUACUGUCUUAUGAACGUUUGCUACGAAGAUUUGACACUUUCGAGCCACUAGUCACGCGCCGCACGAUACGUAGCAUACGUAGCUCGCCGCGUCGCUCGUCGCGUCGCUCGCCGCGUCGCUCGCCGCGUCGCUCGCCGCGUCGCUCGCCGCGUCGCUUGCUGCGUGGCUCGCGCGAGGCGAGUGCAUCAUACCUAGUCAAUUGUCGUUCGUAUGUAAGUUGAGUUCGUCGCGACGGAGGAAGUGGGGGCUGUCCGAUAACGAUUACGUGUCAAUUCAAUUUAUUACUGUGCGUCGUUGUUAAGAAAAAUUUAAAUAAUGAAUAAUAUAUUAUUAACGAAAUAAAAAAAAAACUAUUUGUAACUAUUUGAAAACGAUUAUUAUUAUUGUACGACGUUGCGUAGACGGUUUUUAACGAAACGUUUGUUUGUGUUUAGCGGCCGUAUAUUGGUGUUGCCCAGUUAUUGCUGUAAUGACUAUAUUUCGGGAGUUUUUUUUUUUUAGAUUAUAUGUCGCAUAAAUGGCCGCUCGGACGCUCGGAAUUUUUAUCGGGCACUUUGUCUAUCGGGAGUUUUUAACUUUGCGCCCGUGGUUUAUCUCAUCGAAUAGAUAUACUCAGAGGCGCAAUUAUCCGCCCACUUUAAUUGACUCGUGUGAUAUUAAAGUGGGCGAAUAAUUGUGCCUCUGAGUAUACAUGAAAAUGGCGGGUAGAUACACUCGGCCUCAGUUGUCGUGCCAUUCUUGCCGAGAGCGCGAGUGGCCUCGUACUAAUAUGCGCCAAACUUGUGGUCCGCUUUGAAGUUGGAACAAGCCAAACUGCAUAAAUAUUAUGGUCCGAGAGCUGGUCGACAUUUUUGGAUAGGUAUUUGAAGUAAAUUGGAAAUUUAUCUUCAAUACUUCAAAUAUGAAUUUCUCAACACAGAGUAAAUAUCAUACAGAGUGAGUCUAUAAAAGCAGCGAGGUGAAGACUCAUAAAAAAAAACUAACUCAUAAAAAAAAACUAACGUCACGCGUCUCCUUGACAUCCGCAUAUACAAACUUUUUUCAUAAUUUGUAUUUCAAAAUUUAAGACUACUUUACAACAAUUACUAUAUUAAUAAAUUAAUAUAUUUAUCAAUAAAAAAAUACUCUCUUAUUUCUUUAGUUUUUUGAACAGUUUUUAAAAUAUCUAAAAACAUGAGACGCCUUUUUCUUGAAGUUACUGAUGCGACGGUUCGUGUCGUACUGACUCAAGAAUAUAUUACUUCUUAAUUUCGUAUUUGAAGCGGCUACGACACUGUCGUGUUCCGUACGCUCCAUCUGUAUAUUAUUGAUUAAUCUGUGGCUAGUGCCAAAAAUUUCAAUCAACUGUCGAGCUAUGAUAACCCCACUGGGAUAUGUUUUUGUACAGUGCGAUACGCCUCGUGUUCAGAGCGGUCUUGAAGUUUGGCGCGGACUAUACUAUUAUAAUCACUAGUUGAUUACACCGUCAGUAUAAAUAUCGAUAUAAUAACACAUAAUUUAGUUUAGUUUUCGUAGAGCAUCGUAUUAAUUUGUCGCGUCUGUGUUUUAGUGUAUCUAAGUUAGUGAGCAUAAUUUAUGUUGAACUUUCACUGUGAUUUGAUUAUUGUGGUUGCAUUUUAAUUAUUAUGUCGAAGCGUAAUUAUUAUUAAUAAUAAUGACCAUUUUGUAUCUUUUAGUUGACCGAUUUGAUUAAAAUAAUUAUUAUAUUAUAUUAAUUAGUGAGAAAUGUAUAUUAGGAGGAUACAUUCUAUAAUUAUAUUACAGAAACUAUUCUGUUUUAUGAAUAUACCUAUACAGAGCAUGAAUAAAAAAAAAUACGAUGUAAACGCUUCAGUACAGAAAAUGAGUAGCCGAUACAAUAAAUUAUUAUUAUUAUUGAUUAGUGAAAAAAAAAAUUAUUGAAAAAAAAAAAGUAUAUAGUUAUCUUAGUGCUUGAUGAAUGUAAUCGUCAUUGUGCUUAGUAAUUGUGUCACUUAGCAAUGAUGUUACUCGGAUUUUAUCUGGUCAUAUAAUGUUAUUUAUUGUAGUAGGAGAGCCGAUGAGGAGAUUUUUGCAGUUACUCGAGCGCAGCAGAUAGACAUAAGGUACUAUACCUUGCACGUUGUUGAGUACCUCCACCAAGUAUGAGCCCUUAAUAUUGGUGGAUACGUUUAGGGCAAUAAAAAAAACUAACUUCAGAAAACUCAACCAGCACGUCAGAUUAAGAUAAUGUAGGAGUUGGUGGCUAAAAAUGGCACAUUUCGAAAAUCUGACGAUUUGAGCGUAACGUAAUGAAAUGGGAGGGUUUUAAUAUUACAAAAUUAAAACCCUUAUAUUUUAGUUCUCGAGUUAUAAGCGCGAUUAAUUUUUUACAUAUUUUGAAGGAAAUAACCUCCUAAUUAAUCGCUAAGUAAAAAAAUGCUUUUAAAGUCUGUAGUUUUAUUUUCACCGCUAAAAGCGAAAUAAGUAAAUAAUCAUUUUUUCUUCCUAUGAUUUAAUCUACCAAAUGUAAUCGGUCCCCGUGACGCUCAAGUAACUGCAAACUUAGCAUCCCGGGCUCCCCUACUAUUGAGUAUAUUUUAGUAUGUUAUUAUUGAUGUAACUAUGAUGAUUAUUGUUGUAACGAUUAGCCUGCACUGAUUGAGUAUUGUGAUGAUUGAAUGUGUGAAGAGUCCAGUGGCGAGCAUUACGUACGAGCUAAAAAGUUUGAGGAUUUUUUCAAAAUUGGCUUCUUUCUGUCUGCCUAGCUUACCCGUGUCGUAGGAUCGGUGCACGCCACUGUGCAUGUUAUACCUAUAAUAUCACCCUAUAAUAAUUUUAACUACUAAUAAUAACAGUGCAAUAUAUAAUCAUUUUAAUUUUUUUUUUAAUUAAAAUAUCUAAUCACCGAACUUGAUGUGUGCAAUAUAUCAAAUAGGAGUUCAGUAAUGAAGUUUUCAGGCCAGUCUACGUUUAAUGUAAACAAACAAACAAACUGCAGAUGAAAUAUAUAUUUUAUUAUUUCACUACAUAUAUUAAUGUACACAAAUUGUAGAUAUUUGGACUGAUCUAAAAUUGCCAUCAUUAUUCAAUAUCAAUCAAUAAUACAGUUUCAUAGGAAACUGUUCAGAGCGAACUUGAAGUUUGCCGCGGACUAUACUAAUCAAUCAAUAUCAUUUAUACUGUUUCAUAAGAAACUGUAUAAAGAAUAUAGAUAUCGUUUGUUGCAAUUUGGCAACUUAUAUUGACAUUGCUACUUGUAAUUAAUAUUAUAAUAUUAACUUUGUUAGUUGCGAAUGUUGAUACAGAGGCGAAAAUUCCCAUCUAGUCGUCUUUCGGUCAUGUUGUCGUGUUAAUUGAUUUUAGACUUUAUAUCAAUGUUUAUAGUGUCACUAUUAACAUUGAUAUAAAGUCUAAAAUCUGUAAUAAAGUAUGACUGUAGCAAAUGACUCAAUUGCGCUAAUCCGCGCUACAGACGUUCAUUUUUAACUGAACAGUCGAACUGUUCAGUUAAAUCGUUAGUGUGUAGUGUCCGUCAGUUUCAACUGUACAGUUAUUUCCGUCGGUUUUAACUGUACAGUUAGUUCCGUCAGUUUUAACUGUACAGUUAGUUCCGUCAGUUUUAACUGUAUAGUUAUUUCCAUCAGUUUUAACUGUACAGUUAUUUCCGUCAGUUUUAAUUGUACAGUUAUUUCCGUCAGUUUUAACUGUACAGUUAUUUCCGUCAGUUUUAACUGUACAAUGAUUUUAAUUUAAAUAUCAUUUAACUGAACAGUAAACUGAUGGCAAUUUGUGAUCUGUCCAUGAUAUAAUAUGUUUUGUGAACAAUUGAACACCACUGUGUACAAUAGUUUACUAAUGCAGUCUUGAAUCGAAAAAUAACCAUUUUACUGUUCUUUAGUAAAUAUUUCAUAAUAAAGAAAUUAUUUUAACCAAAAUAAUAUAAUAUAGCUACUUCAGUUAGCAUUCCUACAAAUAUAUGAUAGAACGAUAGAAAAUAUGAUAGGUCUUUAAAAAUAUUGCAGGGCAGUGUGAACAUAUAGUCCAUGUUUAAAUUAGGUAACAAAAAAUUGCCAAGUAAAUAAGGCUAAUAUUUUUAUGUUUUAAGCACCUGUUUUUUUUUUUGUUUAUAAAUCAAUCCAUCUUGAUAAAUAAAUGUAAAACGCUUUGUAUACUACACUGGAGAUUGCAUUAGUUGAUCUAAUAAGGAAGUCCAUUUGGUUGGUUACUACAGACUAAGUGCUAAUGUGUGUAUAAAUUAAAGGUUCGUUUCGUUAAGCAGGCUACACACGUGCAGCUUUAACUGUACAGUCAAAACUGAGAACUGUAAAAUUUAUUUCUAAUGAUUUUGAUUGAAAUUACGAUUAGAAUUUAGAUGAAACUGAAGGUCUGUAGCCCACAUAAAAGAACGUUACUUUAGUUUUACACACCAACACGCAACUAUUGCUGACAAAAUCGUUUGUCUGUACAACCUUACCAUUAAGUCUGCAUUCUGAAGCAAGCAAACAGAUUUCCAAGAUUAUACAAACAAAUAUACAUCGAAAGCCUUGACGGAAUGUAGCCUUAAAAAUGUUCAUGUUUUAAAUGUUUUUUUAUGAAAAACUAGCGGACUAACUAGCCUAUAUGUUAAUCCAAAGUAAAAUCUAUUUCCAUGCCAAAUUUUAGCCAAAUCGCUUCAGUAGCCGCAGCGUAAAAAGGAAAAAAACAUACACACACAAACUUUCGCCGUUACAAUAUUAUUGAUGAAUGACACAAAGAACAUAAUUAAAGCGGUUAUUCUCUAUCAAGGUAUGUAUUACAUUGCAAACUCCAAUGUUGAAUAUAAUGUACUUGGAGGCUGUCCUUUUGAGUUACUUGUUUAGUUAUUAAGGUGCCUAUGUGAAUAAUAUUACCUACCUAUACAGAUAAUGAGAUUAGCAUGAUAUAUUUUUGUGUAUAACUCCACAAAUUCGGUAGCAUUUUAAUAUUAUAAAAAAAAUAAUAUGAAAUAGUGAAGCGAGCCAAAUGGAAGUGAAGCUGUAACUAUUAGCAAAGUACCUAACUAUCACGAGUGUUUAUGUCCAUGUAAAAAUAAAAAUAAAAUAAAAUGCAGUGAAGACUAUUAACCUAAACGAGAAAUUUUAAUGGCUUGCAUUCCAUAGAUGCAAAAGUGCACUCCCUACCCUAACCUAGAAUUGCUAACUAACCUGUAAUUGGAGGGAAUUUUCCAUUUUGUACUACCUUACCCUAGUUGACAACCUUGUGCACGCACAUGCAUAAAACGAUUGUUAUCGCAAUUAAAUGUAUACAAAAACUCUUUCUUUAACCUACAACAGAUGCACGGUCUCCGUGGCGCAGUGGUGUGCGCGGUGGAUUUACAAGACGGAGGUCCUGGUUUCGAUCCCCGGCUGGGCCGAUUGAGGUUUUCUUAAUUGGUCCAGGUCUGGACCACCCUACCGACAAAGACGUACCGGCCAGCGAUUUAGCGUUCCGGUUCGAUGUCGUGUAGAUUUCAUCCUACUCCUAACAAGUUAGCUCGCUUCCAUUUAGGAUCACUUACCAUCAGAUGAGAUUGUAGAUAAGGGCUAACUUGUAGAAAUAUAAAAAAAUGGUCAUACUUUGUAAGGACCAAUUAAAAGUUUCGCGAAUCUGUAAAUUAAGAUUGGUACAAGUCUCCACUGCAUUGUUAUUGUUUUUCAUCGAAAAAUCGUAGGAAUGAGAAAUUAGUUUCGGGGAAUAUUAUCGGCAUAUUUAAAUGUUACAAAUAUUUAAUCACUAAUGACUUGUUAAGUAGCGGUGAGAUGUUUAAAUAUUUAUUUAUUCUGUUGUUUGCUAUUCUUCAAAUAAUUAUGCUGUAGCUGUAUUGCGUUCCGGUGAUCUAUUAUUAUGUAAUUUCUAAGUUGUUAAAAUGUAAAUCAAGCCAUAAUAACUGAGAAUAUAUUCUUUUGAUGAAAUAAAA
Bicyclus anynana (squinting bush brown) is the source of this 9775-nucleotide messenger RNA. RefSeq names its product TLD domain-containing protein 2 (gene mtd). NCBI's taxonomy places the organism in Eukaryota, Metazoa, Arthropoda, Insecta, Lepidoptera, Nymphalidae. The transcript is spliced from 26 exons. The coding region runs from base 327 to 3860 and encodes 1177 amino acids. Gene Ontology annotation, cellular component: nucleus. The record is from RefSeq and is a predicted model, not a curated record. Gene Ontology annotation, biological process: response to oxidative stress.